AUGUCCAAGCCUGUGCUCUUUGGGCGAAUAGCUAACUGGUCAGUUCUCUUUUUUGAGUUUGAAAUAAAAUUUGUGCCACAAAAGGCUAUCAAAGGGCAAGCUCUUGCUAAUUUCUUGGUUGCUCGUCCUACUCCCGACAACAUGGAGUUACCUGCUCAUUUGCCAGAAGAAGAGGUAUUCACAACAGAAGCACUUACAUGGCAAUUAUAUUUUGAUGGGGCUGGAAGAAAAAAGGAGCUGGGGCAAGAUUAA
Prunus armeniaca (apricot) is the source of this 252-nucleotide messenger RNA. The record is from the annotation of a GenBank genome assembly. NCBI's taxonomy places the organism in Eukaryota, Viridiplantae, Streptophyta, Magnoliopsida, Rosales, Rosaceae.